This is a messenger RNA of Alternaria alternata, 1545 nucleotides long. RefSeq lists its product as hypothetical. The transcript has 2 exons. NCBI's taxonomy places the organism in Eukaryota, Fungi, Ascomycota, Dothideomycetes, Pleosporales, Pleosporaceae. Bases 1 to 1545 code for a protein of 514 amino acids. The record is from RefSeq and is a predicted model, not a curated record. Gene Ontology annotation, molecular function: acyltransferase activity, transferring groups other than amino-acyl groups.
AUGAAUUUCCUAGACCGAUUUAAGAGGCAAACAAGCCCAGCAGAUGAUGCGCCAGAUCCAUAUGCCGAUGACAUUAUCUAUCCAGUUCAUAUCCUAGAUGAUACGAAAACUUUUCGUAGCAUCCUGAUCACAUGGACGCUAGUUUUCAACGACGUCCUGAACGCAGACAAGCUCCGAUCCUCGCUAGCCAACCUCUUGGAAACAGGAGAUUGGCGAAAACUGGGAGGCCGAUUACGACUCAAAGACGAUGGCAGACUAGAAAUUCAUGUCCCACCCACCUUCACUCCUUUGCGCCCUGCCUUCACUUACACCCACACUACUAUCGAAUCCUCCAUCCAACAACACGAACUAGCCAAGAAACUACCUAUUAAGCCCACCGGAACCAUUUCAACAUGCCCCGGGCCAACAGACUUCAACGACCUCGCGACAUCACCCUCUGCACCCAUGACCAUCGAGGACCUGCUUGCUGGAGACACACCCCAGAUAUCAGUACAUAUCACAUCCUUCAACGACGCUACGCUCGUAGGUUUAUCAUGGCCGCACACGCUCAUGGAUGUCAUGGGCCAGGCAGCUUUUCUCUCAGCAUGGUCGAGCGUAUUAGCCGGCCGAGCGACCGAAGUACCGCCUGUACUUGGUGCGCAGGAAGACGUAUUACUAGCGUUGACCGACGACGCUACCAGCGCACCACAGGAAGAAUACGUGCUAAAGUCCAAGCAGCUAAAGGGCCUCGCUUUUGUCAAGUUUGGAGCCAGGUUUACGUGGGAUAUGUUGACGGGGGCGAAACCCUUGACGCAAACAAUACAUGUACCCAAGCGCGUUGUGACGACGUUGAGAGCAAGAGCAGAGGCUGAUCUGACUAACUUCCACAUCGGAGCCACCACAGCAGAGCAAGGAGAGAACAAGAUGCCUUUUAUCAGCGACGGCGAUAUCCUCACUGCAUUCACCUUACACUGUAUCGCCUCCUCACUCCCCGCCCCGCGCCCCUUGACCGCCCUCCACGCUAUGAACGCCCGAUUCCGCCUCCCAUCCCUAAUCAAUGCAAAAGGUGUACAUGUCUCCAAUAUGCUAGUCCCCGGCUUCACUUUUCUAGACCCCGCCAUGUCUACCGGCCCACUCGGUCCCAUGGCCCUGCAUAACAGACACAAGCUCCUAGAACAGGCCACAGAAGCCCAAGUUCUGGCCAGUCUGCGUGAACAGAGGGUGAGUGGGGAUCCGAGUACGCUGCUUUAUAGCGAUGCGGACGCGUUGUUGGUGCCGUUUACGGAUUGGACAAAGGCCAAGUUUUUUACUUCUGCUAUUGACUUUUCUCCCGCUGUGGUACGGGCGGGUGGUGGUGAUGGUGGUGAUGGUGGUGGUACGGAGGGAAGGUGCAAUCCACCUGGCACACCAGUGUUUCAUCAUGCGUCGAGCAGGAGACCGAAUCCCACGGCGAGGUUGCUGGUGCAUAUACUGGGGAGGGAUUAUGGUGGGGGUUAUUGGCUCACUUUGACUAUGAGUCCGGCGGCUUGGGAGAAGGUUGAGGAGGAGUUGAAGGAGUUGAAUUGA